This is a messenger RNA of Arachis ipaensis, 588 nucleotides long. The record is from RefSeq and is a predicted model, not a curated record. Lineage: Eukaryota; Viridiplantae; Streptophyta; Magnoliopsida; Fabales; Fabaceae.
AUGUCCAUCGAAGUUCCUCAAAGAGACCUGUGUUCUAUUGAAAGAUUGAAUCAUGACCAGUCUGCAGUUUUCAGGUGCAUUAUGAAUACAGUUGAUCGGAGAGAAAGUGGAGUCUUCUUCAUUGAUGGACCAGGAGGAGCAGGUAAAACAUUUCUUUACAGAGCUAUAAUUGCAUAUUUAAGAAGUAAAGGGUAUAUUGUCUUGGUAACUGCGUCCUCAGGAAUAGCUGCAACUUUACUUCCUAGUGGUCGAAUAGCUCAUUCUAGAUUUAAGAUUCCAAUCAAUCCAGAGCCAUCCUCCAUGUGCAAUAUAAGUAAACAAUCUGAUGUCGCAAAACUGAUUUGGCAUACGACAGCAAUAAUUUGGAAUGAAGCACCAAUGGCUAAUAAAAAGACAAUGGAAUCAUUAGACCAUACAUUGGGAGACAUAUUAGAAAACAAUAAUCCAUUUAGAGGAAAGGUGAUGGUUAUGGGAGGGGAUUUCUGCCAAGUACUACCUGUUGUGCCGAAAGGAAAUAAGUCGCAAAUGAUUUCAGCUUCUAUUGUUAAAUCACAUUUGUGGGCAUCCACCAAAAUUCUCCACUUGUGA